AUGGAGGGCGAUGCGAGUUCGUCGUGGAUCGGGUCCCUCGUGGGGCGCGUCGGGGACUACGUGAGGCAGUACCUCCCUUCCUCGGAUGUCGAGGAAGAGAAAUCCCAGACCGUCGCCGAGAAGGAUGAGAAAUUCCCUGUCGCCGAGGAGGAUGAGAAAUUCCCUGUCGCCGAGGAGGAUGAGAAAUUCCCUGUCGCCGAGGAGGAUGAGAAGAAGGAUGAGACCGGAGAAGCGCGGGUGUGUGAGUUCUAUCUGGCCAAUCGCUGUCGCUUCGGCGCCAGAUGCAGGAAUCUUCACCCGGGCGAAGUCGCGGCGGAGACGAAGGAACCCUUGCCCGGCGACGCGAAGGGGAAGAAGGGGAGCAUGAAGACGGCGGGUGACGUCAUCUCCCGCAUCCGGUGGGACGAGAACUUCCCGGAGGAGUUCUUCGUCGUGGGGUACGCGGAUCGGUUCCUGGGGGUGGUGGAGAAGCCGUUCGGGGCGUUCAACUGGCACGACGACCUGGCGGCGGUGGACAACGACACGCUGGCGAUCCCGCAGCACAGGAUCCGGUACUUCAAGUACCGGACGCGGAAGGUGUGGGACAAGGAGCAACGGCUGGAUCUCGUCUUCAACAGCUCGGGCGGGGAAGGCGCGAACAUCCUCGACGUCAUGAAGGAGGAAGACGAGGCGUGUUCCCGGAACGUUCGUUCCGAAUCGGACGAAGGAUCGGAUUCGGACGACGACCUCGAGGUCACGAUGGGCCCGGGCGCGCGGAUCCCUCAAGGCGUCCCGGAGAGCGAGCGAUCCACGCACUUCCUGGCCAUCCGGAUCACGAACCCCGCGAUCGUCGCGAAGGCGAUCGAGAUCCACGAUCACAUCGCGUCGAUGGAGCCGACGCUGCGCGAAUGCUGCAUGCGGCGGGGUCUCUUCCACGUCACCCUCGGGAUGCUCCGGCUCGACGGCUCCUUCGCGGUCGAGGAAGCGCGGCGCCGGGUGGAAGACUUGCGGGCGACGCUCGAGAAGACUUGCAGGGAGGACGCGACGUUGAAGGUCGCGGGGCUGGCGACAUUCGGCAGUCGCGUCCUCUACGCCCGAGUCGCCCCGAGCCCCGCGUUCUGGCGCGUCGCGUCGCUCCUCCGCGACGCCCUCGACGACCCCGAACGCGGACUCGCCCCGACCAACGCCUUCGACCUCGUCCCCCACAUGACCUUGGUCAAGGUCUCCCGCCCCGUGGCGAGGGAACGGCGGUCCAAGUACCUCGACCCGUCCCUGUACAUCAAGUACGAAAACGUGGAUUUCGGGGUCCAGGUCAUCGACAACGUGAACCUGUGCGUGAUCGACGAUACGACCCGGGAGGAUGGAUUUUAUCGGACUCUCGCUGAAAUUCUCUUCUGA
This is a messenger RNA of Darwinula stevensoni, 1377 nucleotides long. NCBI's taxonomy places the organism in Eukaryota, Metazoa, Arthropoda, Ostracoda, Podocopida, Darwinulidae. The record is from the annotation of a GenBank genome assembly.